AAGUGCUCGUUAGGCUAUGACUGGCAUCCGGAGUGUUUGACGUGUCACGAGUGCGGCAAACGUCUCAACCCCGGCCAACACGCCGAGCACAAAGGCAUUCCCUACUGUUGUAUACCCUGUUAUGGAGCCCUCUUUGGACCACAACUUUACGGCCACGGAUCUCGAGUCGAAUCUCAUUCCAGUUUCGGGCCACAGAAGAAUCGCUUGAGCUCUUCGGCGGACCAAAUGUCUGACAAAGUAUUGGAAACAAAACUUAAAGAAUACAAUCAAUACUACGAGGGAAAGGGCGGCGGCAGUCAUGCCGUCCAAUACCGGGAAAGGAACGGGAAGUUCAUUCUGGAGGGUUCCGUACGGAUCUAUUGGGACGUCUCUAAUGUCAUACAACUCAAAGAGGAUAACGACGAC
Medioppia subpectinata is the source of this 405-nucleotide messenger RNA. The record is from the annotation of a GenBank genome assembly. NCBI's taxonomy places the organism in Eukaryota, Metazoa, Arthropoda, Arachnida, Sarcoptiformes, Oppiidae.